This is a messenger RNA of Jaculus jaculus (lesser Egyptian jerboa), 471 nucleotides long. Its product is annotated as serglycin. The coding region runs from base 1 to 471 and encodes 156 amino acids. NCBI's taxonomy places the organism in Eukaryota, Metazoa, Chordata, Mammalia, Rodentia, Dipodidae. Gene Ontology annotation, biological process: negative regulation of bone mineralization; secretory granule organization. The record is from RefSeq and is a predicted model, not a curated record. The transcript has a single exon. Gene Ontology annotation, cellular component: secretory granule.
AUGCAGACGGUACUCAAAGGCAGCGGGCUUGCCCUGGUCUUCACCUUUGUCCUGGUUUGGGGAUCUUCAGUUCAAGGUCACCCAAUGCGCAGAGCCAGGUACCAGUGGGUUCGCUGCAAGCCCAACAGCAACUCUGCAAACUGCACUGAGGAAAAGGGACCACUGUUCGACCUGAGCACAGACAAGUCCAAUAGCAUCCUCCCUGCCGGCUCGGAUCCUCCUGUAUUGACAAAAUCCCAGCUCUGGAAUGAUGUCUUUCCUAUUUCCGAGGGCUUUUCUGGCUCCAGCUCCGGCUCAGGUUCUGGCUCUGGCAGUGGAUCCGGAAGUGGCUCCCAGCCCGACACAGAAUGGGAAUACCAGCUAGUAGAUGAAAAUGAUGUCUAUUACAACUUUAAACCUCUCAAGAGGAAGCUUCCCAUGGAAGACCAUUGCUUGGCUCAAGAUAGACUAGAAGAUGGCUUUAUUUUAUGA